CGAUGUUCUGCGAUUUUUUUUGCAGUGUGCACAUUUUUUCUCAGAAGUGUCAAGAAAAGUUUCUCUGAAAAAAAUUUUCCAUAAGAAUUUUGCUGUUUAUAGAGUGAUAAAAGCCUUCCUAAUCUUGUGAAAGUGUUUAGGAUGUCUUACGAUAAACCUUCAGCGUGCCCUCCUCCACCCCCGUGGGUGAGAAAUUCCAAUCUUCAGACUCAACUGGGCUUGACAAACCAAGCGCUAGUUACCUAUGCCCAGAACCAGCCGGUUUACAACUCCAACAUUGCAAUGGCUCAGCAGCAGAAUAGCCAGCAACAGGCUCAGAAUAUUUCACUGAUCUCUCAGAUUAGUGGCUCCUUGGCCAGUCAACUGCCUCCCAAUCAGAUUUACACGCAGACCGUGAGUUAUCCAAAUCCACGAACACUGAAUCCCAUCGCCUUCAAUCAGCAGCCCUCGUCUGGGCAGCAGUCACAUCAGAGUACGUCGCAGACUCUGCCACUCGGGCAGACUGCAGCCUCUCUGGCCAAAUCCCAUGGCAUUUUCAAUGGGAUUGGGGUUGUGACGAAGAUGCAGGGCGAUGUUGGGUUCAUUGACAAGGAGGUGUUCUUCAAUAAGAACGUCUGCGCCAAGGGGAGCUUCCCUAAAGUCGGGGACAGGGUUCUGGUCGAAGUUAGCUACAACCAGAAGAUGCCGUUUAAGUGGAAUGCAACUAGAGUGCAAGUGGUUUCGGCAGCAGGAUCUGCUUCACUGCCGAUGCAAUCCCAAAAUAGAAGUUUGUCCAUGACCCACAAAUCCUCAACAUACAGCUCAGCGUCUCCCGCUGAGAACGGGUCUAAUUAUAGCCGAAGCAUCAGCAGUCGCAGUAGCAGAGCCGUUCGUACGCCCUCGCCUCCGCGCAUCUCAGAAAGAACCAGCUCCCGUUCCAGGGAUCCUCGUCUCCGGGAUCCAGAUCCUCGAUCAGAUGUCAGUGCUAGGAUAUCCCCUUCUCCCCAACGCAAACCUCAAAGGCUUUCCCUUUUGCAGGAGGAUGACAGGAAGCGCCGCCGGGAGACACGGGACAAGGAUAAGUAUCGCGAGAGACGAGGAUCGACGCCGGAUCGAAGGGAAAGGAGCCCACCGAGAAGGUCUCCACCGAAGAAGAGGCGCACUCGGGCCAUUCCUCGGUACAUGGUGCAAGUGCCGAAAGUGUCCCUGACUGUCAAGGAUGCGGAUGUUCUGGUGCUCAAGAGGAGGUACAAUAACCUCUACAUCCCAUCGGAUUUCUUCCACACCAACGUCAAGUGGCCAGAUGCAUUUCCACCCAAUGUUCCCUUCUCCAUUCACAAACCCUGCUCCUUUCACAUCAUGCGCAAGGAUGUGGAGCCCGUCAUCUGCGGAGAGCUGCCACCAGAACCAGCUGAUGCUGACUAUCUUUUUUCUGCUAAGGUGAUGCUAAUGGGCAGUCCGCCCAUGGAGGAGUUGUACGGAAAGUGCAUUACAACGGCUGAGGAAAGGGAAAAAGACGAUGAGAAGGAUUUUGUGCAUCCCUCGAGGCUCAUCAACUUCCUCGUGGGUAUUCGUGGGAAGAACGAAGCCAUGGCAAUUGGGGGCCCAUGGAGUCCCUCGAUGGACGGAGAGAAUCCACAAUCGGAUGUUUCGGUGUUGAUCCGAACUGCCAUUCGAAGUUGCAAGAGUCUAACUGGGAUUGAUUUGUCAAAUUGCACUCAAUGGUACCGUUUCGUGGAGCUAUACUAUCGACGUGGUGAAGUUGUGCAGAAAGGACGUGUUGUUCCGCCACGAAUUGAAACGGUCGUCAUUUUUCUGCCGGAUGUCCGAUCAUGUAUUCCGACACGGCUCGAAUGGGAUGAGCUUCAGGGGAAAUAUAGGCGAGCAUUGGAUCGAAUUCUGCAGCAGGAUGAUGAUGCAUCACCGUCUGAUGGGGAAUCUUUGGCAACUUCGGGUAUUGAUCAAGGGGUUGUUGUUGAUAAGGCGGCGGCGGCGGUGGCAGAGGAUGAGGAAAAGUCUCCAGAUGUUGCUCCCAAAGUGGAGGAACCUUCAGUGUCCACAGAUGCUGUUGCCGAAGAGAAACCAUCGGCCCAGGAGGAAGAAAAAGUUCCAGCUGAAGCAGUUCCAGAUGAACCAAUGGCUGAUGCUGAGGCAGAAAAAGAAUCCGAGGAUGUUGAUGAUCCUACUCCAGUCAAUCCUGAUGAUGGUGGAGUUGCAACAGAAAAGGAUGAAAAUGCUGAUGACGUAGUUCCGGGAAGGGAGCCAACGCACUUUUCAUUGCUGGACCCAAAAACCAUGAAGAUCCAGGAAAUCAGAGAUGAACUGUCGGCCAGGAAUAUUUCACCAAAAGGUCUUAAACCUCAACUAGCGGCUCGUUUAGUGAAGGUUCUUAAAUCUGAAGCCCUUGAAGCAAAGAAAGAAAUUGAAGAAGCUGCAGCAGAGCUCAAAAAAGCCUUUGAGCCUGUGACUGUUCAAGAGAAUGUUGAAGCUAAGGAGUCAAAGAAAACUGAAGAAGCCACGAAAGAUGAAGAGUCAAAGGAAGAAGAAGAAGAAGCCAAGGAAGAGGAAAAGGUAGAAGAAACUACCAAAACAGAGGAAGUGGAAGAGUCCACAAAAGUUGAAGAAUCUGUGGAAGUUUCAGAAACCAAGGAGGAAGAGAAAAUUCAGGAAACAGAAGAAGCAAAAGAAACUGAAGAUUCUGAGAAGGUUGAGGAAACCAAGGAAGCUGACGAUGAAGAAAAGGCGGAUGAGAAGAUGGAAACAGAAGAGGUGAAGGAAUCAGAGGAACCAAUGGACACGGAAGAGUCUAAGAAUGCUGAGGAUUCAAAGGAAGGGAAGGAGGCUGAGAAAGAGGAAGAGAGUAAGGAAGCUGAUGAUUCCUUGGAGGCAGGAGAAAUUGUGGAUGAGCCUAAAGUUUCCAAGGAAGAAGAGGAUUCGCAGUUCAAUGAAAAUGAACUGGGCGAUUUGGUGAUUAUUGACGAAGUGGGUGGCUCAAGGGCGGCUGUGAAGACUCCGGAGGAGAAACCGAGGAAGGCAGAGAAGAAGCCACUGGAUGAACGCGAGAAACAGAUUCUGGAGAAGAAAUAUACUCUCCCGGAGGCUCCACAAAUUAUUGUGCAUCCUUCAAAAAUGGCGAAGAAUGGCAAAUUCGAGUGUACAGUAAUGUCACUGUCUGUGCUCCUUGACUAUCGUCCGGAAGAUACCAAGGAGCAUACGUUUGAGGUAUCCCUCUUUGCUGAGUUGUUCAAUGAAAUGUUGAUGCGUGAUUUUGGCUUCAAUAUCUACAAAGCACUCAACAUGAUGCCGGAAAAGAACAAAGAACCUCCCGUUGAGCCGAAGAAGGAGGAAAAGAAGGCCGAUUGUGUGGUGAUUGAAGAUAGUCCGGCCAAGGAGUCAUCUGCCAAGAAGGCAUCAGAGGAGAAGGUCAAGGAUGAGAAGGAGGUGAAAGAAAAGGUUGAUGAUGAUGCUUCGGCGAAGAGCAAGAAAAUUGAACGGGAUUCCAGAUCCGAUCGUGAAUCCCGAUCUGAGAGGGAGAGAUCUGAACGCUCAAGGCACUACGAUGACUCGGAUGAUGAUUCAGUGUCCGUGAGGUCAGGAGAGAAGAGGAAACGCGAGAAGGAUCGCCAGAAGUACUACACAGCUUUUCCCGAUUUGCUGCUUUCUUUUGUGUACUUCGAUCAGAGUCACUGCGGAUAUAUUUUCGAGAAGGAUAUUGAGGAUCUCUUCUUCACGCUCGGAUUGGAUCUGUCACGAGCACAGAUCCGGAAACUGGUGGGAAAGGCUAUUUCCAGGGAUGCACUCUACUAUCGGAGACUUACGGAAAAAGUGAAAGAGGAGAAACAAGAACCUUCUGAAGAUGCCAUUGAAGAGAAAAAGGAGAAUUUGGAGGAUUCCUUGUCUGAUGAUAUUCUCAAAGGGAAUAAGAUUUAUUUGCCGGUGUUCAAGGAUAUGCUCAAGUCUCUUGAAUCAACGGAUGAGCCACCGCUCAAGAAGAUUAAAACUGAGGAGUCUGAUGAUGCUCCGGCAGUUGCAGAGUCAUCAAGUUUUGUGAUGCACAAUGGCGGGAUUGUGGAUGUGGAAAAGUUACUGGGACAGAUGUCACGUUCAGAGAAGGCUCUGGAAGACACUGAAAAGUUGCUGGUUGAUCUGAGGCAGCAGAUUGCGGAUCUUCAAUCGUCAAAUUCUAAAGCAAAUAGCAAGAUAAAGGAUCUCUCAUCGGAUCUUCGAAGUGUUAGCAGGAAAUUGAGUGAUACGGAGCAGACGCUGAAUACAACACAGAAGAGAUGCAAUGAGUACUAUUCCAUUCUAUCUUCUGUAAAUGACAGAGUGGCAGGAGUUUUUGCCAAGUCUGACAAAUCUCACAGGAGUGAUUCGCGUUCUCGUGAGCCAAGAGAGAGAGAUCGUGAGUCCAAGGAAUCGUCCAAAUCAGAGACAACGAAGAAGGACGACUAAUUCUUUUGCUUAAUCUCUUAAAAGAAGCUUCUUGGAAUUGCAUCACCAAUUGAACAAUUAUGAAUUUUUAAAACACUUAUCAUAAAAAAUGCGAAUUUGCAGAUGAAUGUAAUGACAAGGUAAUAAAAAAAUAAAUGAGUGGAAUUAAA
Molecule: messenger RNA, 4580 nt
Organism: Phlebotomus papatasi
Lineage: Eukaryota; Metazoa; Arthropoda; Insecta; Diptera; Psychodidae
Product: cell division cycle and apoptosis regulator protein 1-like
Exons: 8
Coding region: 142-4431 (1429 amino acids)
Biological process (GO): regulation of DNA-templated transcription
Cellular component (GO): nucleus
Source: RefSeq, a predicted model, not a curated record